Dictyostelium purpureum is the source of this 514-nucleotide messenger RNA. RefSeq names its product lactoylglutathione lyase. NCBI's taxonomy places the organism in Eukaryota, Evosea, Eumycetozoa, Dictyosteliales, Dictyosteliaceae. Gene Ontology annotation, cellular component: cytoplasm. The coding region runs from base 50 to 460 and encodes 136 amino acids. Gene Ontology annotation, molecular function: metal ion binding; lactoylglutathione lyase activity. The record is from RefSeq and is a predicted model, not a curated record. The transcript has 4 exons.
AUCAAAAGUAAACAAAUAGUUUAAUAUAUACAUACAUAUACAAUACAAAAUGCCCCGUAUCCUUCAUACUAUGUUAAGAGUUGGUAAUUUAGAAAAAUCAUUACACUUUUAUUGUGAUGUUUUAGGUAUGAAAUUAUUACGUAAGAGUGAAAAUGAACAAUACAAGUAUACUUUAGCUUUUGUUGGUUAUACUGAUGAGGACGAAAAUGCAGUUCUCGAAUUAACUUAUAACUGGGGUACUGAAAAAUAUGACUUGGGUAAUGCUUUUGGCCAUAUUGCUAUUGGUGUUGAUAAUGUUGCAGAAACAGUAGAAAACAUUAGAAAGGCAGGUGGUAAAGUUACUCGUGAAGCUGGUCCAGUUUUAGGUGGUACAACUGUUAUCGCUUUUGUAGAAGACAUUGAUGGUUAUAAAAUUGAAUUAAUUCAAGACGAUCAAGCUACUCAAGGUUUAAGAAAAUAAAUUAGGUUUUUAAUAAUAAAAAAAAAAAAAAAAAAAUUUUCAAUAAAGAUAAAA